Molecule: messenger RNA, 1735 nt
Organism: Stomoxys calcitrans (stable fly)
Lineage: Eukaryota; Metazoa; Arthropoda; Insecta; Diptera; Muscidae
Gene: xit
Product: probable dolichyl pyrophosphate Glc1Man9GlcNAc2 alpha-1,3-glucosyltransferase
Exons: 4
Coding region: 61-1707 (548 amino acids)
Biological process (GO): protein N-linked glycosylation
Cellular component (GO): endoplasmic reticulum membrane
Molecular function (GO): dolichyl pyrophosphate Glc1Man9GlcNAc2 alpha-1,3-glucosyltransferase activity
Source: RefSeq, a predicted model, not a curated record
CAAUGUUACGACCGGCAACAUUUACAUUUUGCUAUUUUUGCAUUUAAAAAAUUUGUCACAAUGGGCUUGGAAGGCAGUUUGAUGUGGCCAAUAUUUGCGGUGGCUACUUGUGUGAAGUUAAUGCUUGUUCCAGCAUAUCAUUCAACAGAUUUCGAGGUGCAUCGCAACUGGCUGGCCAUAACUCACUCGCUGCCUCUAAAAGAAUGGUAUUAUGAAUCCACUUGUGAAUGGACUUUGGAUUAUCCACCAUUUUUUGCCUAUUUUGAAUGGUUGUUAUCGCAGGUGGCAGCCUUUGUUGAUCCCAAAAUGUUGGAGGUCAACAAUCUUAAUUAUGCUUCAAUUGAAACCAAAUAUUUCCAACGUAUAUCAGUAAUGGUCAUGGAUCUAGUAUUGUUGUGGGGUGUUUGGCGUUGUUUGCGCUCACUGCAACGUAUGGGAGUGAAAGUUAAACGUACAUCGGCCGAAGUAUUUCUGUUGAUGAACAUUGGCCUCAUCUUUGUGGACCACAUACAUUUUCAAUACAAUGGUUUCCUCUAUGGCAUACUGCUGCUGAGCAUAAGCUAUCUGCUGGAAGAACGUUAUGUGAUGAGUGCAUUUUUCUUUGCCAGUUUGCUAAACUUUAAACACAUAUUCCUUUAUAUGGCCCCUGCCUUUGGGAUCUACCUGCUGAGAUUUUAUUGCUUGGAUGCUAGUAAAAAUCCAUUGUUUGCAUUGGUGAAACUGUUAGUAGCUGGCCUGAGUCCUUUUGUUUUAUCGUUUGGUCCAUUUUGGCAGCACUUGCCACAGGUUCUAAGUCGUUUGUUUCCAUUCAAACGAGGUCUUACACAUGCCUACUGGGCCCCUAACUUUUGGGCUUUGUACAACACUGUGGAUAAAGUAGCUGCUACUGUUUUGGGGAAACGUUCAGGACCAACAACUUCCUCGGGUUUGGUACAAGAAUUUGAUCAUGUGGUGCUGCCCUCAGUGCGUCCUUUGGCCACAUUUGUGCUUACAUUGAGUUUUAUGAUACCUAUUUUGGUGAAAAUCUGCCGCAGUUCAAGUAAAAGAGAUGGCAAAAUUGCAUUUAUACGAGCUGUGGUAAUUUGUUCGGCGUCCUCCUUUAUGUUCAGUUGGCAUGUUCACGAGAAAGCCAUACUAAUGUGUUUGAUACCACUCUGUUUCCUUUUCUUUGUGAGUGUCACCGAUGCCAAGUAUGCGUUUAUAUUAAGCGCCGUGGGUUACUUUUCCCUAUUCCCUUUACUGUUCCAUGUCGAUUUGUUGGUCAUACGCUACUCCCUCUACCUGGCCUACAUGGUAUUCAUGUAUACCGCCUUUGUGCGCUUUCACCGGCAACACCCAGACAUGAAUAUUUUGGAACAACUUUACAUAUACGGUCUGGUGCUGAUUCCAAUCUAUGAACAUGUCAUUGGCCCCCUUACGGGCCUAAAUGAGAAAUUGCCCUUUGUGCCUUUACUUUUGUAUUCCAGCUAUUGUGGAAUUGGAGUUUUAUAUUUCUUCAUACGUUAUUAUGUACAUGCAUUAGAACUAGGUUUGGACAAAACUAAAAGUACUACUCUUACUACUAGUACGACUAAGGCUAAGCAACAACAGACUAAGCUAAGUAAAGAUGUAACAUCUUCAUCAUCGAAAUCACCAAAGGCUGAAGAGCCGCCAAUCAGGACCAAGUCGAAGCAGCUAUCGAAGAAGCCGAAGGAGAAACUGAAAUAAAUGUUACCGUUGUGGUGUUAUUCCUUAA